Messenger RNA from Ornithodoros turicata, 3875 nucleotides. RefSeq lists its product as uncharacterized. The record is from RefSeq and is a predicted model, not a curated record. Lineage: Eukaryota; Metazoa; Arthropoda; Arachnida; Ixodida; Argasidae. The transcript is spliced from 2 exons. The coding region runs from base 195 to 704 and encodes 169 amino acids.
AAGUGGCUGCCGCCGUUUGCGAGAAGCGUUUCGGUUUCAUCUGCUUUUUAUUUACAUUUUACGUUCGUUUCGAACAACCCACAAUGUCUGUCUGUGUUGCACGACUGUUCAUUGGCUGCGGUGCAUCAAAGCGGUUGCAACUCUGAGCUAGCAUUCCCGCUGUCGUCUGCGAUGGCUUGCACGGCAAUGGCUCAAUGGGUGUCAGUGGACUCGUUCGCAAAAUCUGCGAGGUAAAAGACCUCCUCGCUCUUUUUGUUCUAAAAACGGUGCCGCUACCGUGGUCCGGGCACGCGGCCGUUGGCCGUUCAGUCCCAGCCAUUGAUUGCCACAACGUCACCAAGCUCCUCCUUUCCAUCACGGCCAACCUGACAGCACGCACUUCAAAUUUUACGGAAGGCGUCAACAGCACCAGCACGGGUGGUCCGUUGGAGGCCAGUCAACGGCAAGCGUUGCUCUACAUUGUGGUCGUGCUUUUCUUCUACUCGUUCGGCAUCGGGUUCAUGAUGAUCCGUUACAUGCGGCAGGAAGCCAAGGAACAGGAAGAGUGUAAGAUGUACAGAAGGUAUGUCAAUGCAGCGCACGAGCAGUACCUCAACUCAACAAACAGAGCGAGGCUCGCGAACAGACUGGCUCUGCAAGCGCUCAACACCGUGAACGCCAUCCCGCAGACCACCCAUGUUGGGUCAAAGGUGACGUUUGUGUGAUGAGGUACCGGAUUCGAUGUGUUGCCGACAUCGAGACGCAGAGCCCUUUCUCUUCACUGUCAGUUUCGGUUUAUUUUACGAGAAAAGAAAAAAAGAAAGAUCAUGUAGCAACGGCAAGCCCGUGUUGCAGACCCAUAUUCAAAACAUCAUACAACAAAGUAACAUUGUCUCGUUAGGAACUGUCACGACAGAACUGCAGAUGUCUUGGAAGAUUGUGUUCAAAGCGUCACCACGGGAGUAAAUCUCGUGUUUUCAGAAUCCUAUCGAAUUUAUGCUGUUACAAUCCACGUGCCAUUGAUUUAUAAUGUCGAGAAGUAUGAUGUCACGAGGUGCCCAACGGACCACACCUCUGGCAACGCUGCUCCUCCAGGGUCGAUUCCCAUCUCCUCACCACGGCUGUCUUUCAACGUGGGGUGGAGAGCGGAGACGCACGCUGCUGAUGCGGGCGGAAGCCAUAGCUCUCUGUGACGUCACUCGUGUUAUCCGAAAUUAUAUGAUGCCUUGCGGGUUCUUUCGAAAAUUUGUGAAAGCACGUGAUGCUCACUGGUGGCAUUUAUAUUUUCCGUAGAUAGCGUUUGAGCCAAGUUAGUUUUUUUAACGAAAUAAUUUUUAUUUUCACAAAUAUUAUUAUCACUUUUUUUUUAGUCUGUAGUGGCACUUUAAAUUUGUCUCAGUAUUACGAUCAGUAGCCGCUGUUAUAUUUAAGUGUAACGUGCGAGCUCAUGGCCCACGAGGACGAUUGUUGCCACUGGAUUUGAGACAAGGGCCUAGUGCGCAUAGAGCACCUUCGUUGAGCACCGUGGGUUUGCAGCCGAGAAAAGUUGCAAUUGAGGUAACCGCCGUCCCAUACAGCUUGCCAAGCCGCUGUCAUGAAGCCGCAAAUGUGUGCUGAGUCCGGGACCCAGUCUUGAAGUCAGCGGCAACGUUCCACCGCGCUGGCAUCUGCAUGAACCGUGCUGUUUUGCGUUCCAGUUAAGUCUGAAGGUGACUUACUUCAAGCACUUUUUCAAUCUUCGAGUGAGGGCUCGUCGGAACCACAAGUCCACAGUGUCACUUAUCUCUUCAGCAUCAAAACAUGUGGUUAGAAUUUUGUUCCCUUUCUUUGAGGAAGGUAACAUGUCUGUAGAAUUAAGGGGACACUAAAGAGCAAAAAUUUCUCCUAAUGCAAUGAAAGAUGCUGUCCGUGAUUUAAGCGCCAAGGUAACCACCAUUUUCGCUUCGUCUCAUGAGGUGGCGAGGGUGCCCAACCAAUCAGCAUGUGAAAUCAUUUGCGGACCAAUGGGAGAACGCCCUGCACUGUCACACCUUUUGAAGAGGAGAGAAAGCGCAAAUUGCAGUUUCCUUCGUGCAUAAAUCAGGAACAAUGGAACAGAUGAAUACCGUUCCUUUUGUAUUGCUGGCAAGGAGAAAUUUUUUUUACCUUAGUGCCCCUUCAACACGUAUUUGAUGCCGUCUGAAAGGCAUCUCAUUGCUUACUAAUAUUGUGGAGGGAUGACAUAGCAUUUAGAAGCACGUUGUUACAAAAUUAUUUUGAUGUGACCCUACAUUUAGAGAGACAUUCUCAAAGACGAGAAUAAAGAGCAUAAUUAUUUCGAAGACACUAAACAGCCACCGCCAACAGACGCAACGUCUGUAACACUUUUCCUAGCAGCUAUCUGCCGUUUAUAGGUUCGACCAAGUGGUAACAGCAGCUGAAGUGACAAUCUACACUGUCACUAUACUAUGAGCCACUACAAUCAACCAACGACGAAACACCUGUACAUUAAUAUUUCAUCAAUGCAAACAAAAAAGAAGAAAAUUAAAAGGGAAGUCUUGUACAUUGUGACUUUGGGCGAAGUGUUACUACCAGGGCUCGAAGCCGUAACUGAACCGUAACCGAAAACCGCAAAAAAACAUUAUUUUUUUGCUGAACCGGACCCGAACUGUAGACACUUUUUCUCUUCCCUUCAACGAACCGGAACUGAACCGAAACAAUAUGAUGCAGUAACCGGUUUGCCAGACGGUAAAAACGCCUAUACCUUCCCACUCGACUGCCGCGCACCAGCUCCCUGCAUCGCUCAGAAUCUUGUCGAAUUCAUAGAGUGGACAAAUUGAUAAACCAAGAAGUGGUGAGUCCAUGCUCCUCCUACAGCCUCGCCUCCAAAAGGUUCACGACAUCCUUGCACAUUUUUGUGACUCGAGGUGUAAAAAAAAGGAUGUGCUACACGACAGCUACACUUUGCAUUGUUGCCCCGGCUGCUUCCUUUCAUUCAGCGUCGCAGUGUGAAGGAGACGUAAAUUUUAAUAGUUCACAGUGACAUCCACAAGCAACGCAGACCUCUAGAGACCACGGGAAAGAGGUUGGUGUGUGGUCCAGAGCAUGAAGGAAGGAAACGCAGGGGCGCCCUCUUUUUAACGGGGAGCAGCGUGCCGGCCUGCGCAUGGGACUCUGGGAUACUCCUAUAUACGACGUGACCACGUGACUGCUUUCUUCACUUUUUUGCUCUAGAAAUUGGCGACAGCCUUUUGCACUGGAGUUCAAUGAUAUGCUGUAUGCCAUUUCCUAGCACUUUUCGGUACAGUAAAGGAUGAUCUGCUGUGGAAGCAUGGUUCUUUGUACCUACGAAGUGUAGAGGCGAGGGUGUAAGAGAAAGGAAGGAAGAGCAAGCCAUCGCCGGAACCUGAUAUUACAUCUCGCAUGUGGUACACUGAGUAGCACAGCACACGUAAACCAGUUCGAACUGAUUAAUAUUGGUUCAAACCAUUAUUUUGGUUGCACUAAUCCCAAACACAAACCGAACUGAUAACCUUGAACCGGAACUUGAACCCGAACCCCCCAAAAUAACGGUUUCGAGCCCUGGUUACUACCACUUUAUCUACAUAUACUGACGCAAGCGUACUCAAAACGCUGCUGAAUAAAGCCGUGAAAAAGGAAGGAAGUAAUGGGUGCACAGGAUUCGUAAAAUUUACAUGUGGAAAAACGUGCCUCAAUUAAUAUUGGAACGGUGGCCAGAAGGGAGAUGUGCCGUUCACUUUGCCAAGCCCAAAGGGUGGGGAAGUGGGGAGGGUGGAAGGGUAUUUGGGGUGUCACGGAGUAAUGCAGAACUACUGUCCAGCGCAGAGAGCAUGUGAGCUUCCCUCAGCACCCUUCAUUGAGAAGCUCGUUGUACAGUGCUGGACAAAAGUUUACGG